AUGAUUGACGAAAGAGCUCAUGGCAUUAAAGAGGAAGCCGGUUCCGCUUUCGACUCUUCCAUCCGUACCCCAGCCGUUGUCUUUGCCGAUAGCGCAACUGCUACUGCCACCUCUGGCGUUCCUGUGAGGAGUUCCUGCUUCGUGUACUUUAUUGUUCCGCUGGUGUAA
Messenger RNA from Colletotrichum graminicola M1.001, 168 nucleotides. RefSeq lists its product as uncharacterized. The transcript has a single exon. Bases 1 to 168 code for a protein of 55 amino acids. Lineage: Eukaryota; Fungi; Ascomycota; Sordariomycetes; Glomerellales; Glomerellaceae. The record is from RefSeq and is a predicted model, not a curated record.